AGAAGGGGGAGUUUAUGGGCGUUGGGUAGCGUUCUUGCGCUGCAUGAGACCUCUUCGUCCAGGCCAACGAGGUCGUGGCCAUUGCACCGACCUUCGACGAGGACUUCUCGGUUCAAAUUGCAGACCGCAUGCGGUUCGCUCUAUUCAUGUGUACCGAUCCCCUCGUAUCUGUCAAGCCGGUUGUAUCUGCAAAGAGAGUGAUCACCAACUCCGAUGUCCAGUUUCGCCUCAACUAUGCGUCAAUCACGCUCGACAUCGGCCACGAAGGUGAGCCGGAAUACGAGCCCAACAACUCGGACAUCUUCAUGUGCUUGGUGACCCAGUCACGCGAGGAGUUUCUCUACCAGACACGCAAGAUUGCUCUGGCCUUGACUCGAUCCCUUGUAGGGUUCUUCAUCGUGCUGGUCGCCGGGCUUCCCAGCCAACAGCCUGACCCUGACGUCAGCUUCAAGACCAGUGUCUUGCAGGGAGACAAUGUCUGGCCUAGCGUUGAGGUUUGCUUGCUAUUCUACCAACGCCGCGACUUCGACAGGUUCAAGACGCGUGUUCGUGAUGGCUCGAAUUUCGAUCACUGGCAAGAGGACUAUCAUUUCAUGCGCUUGCUGGAGGCUAAUGGAAUGCCUCUCACCUCACCUCCUGAGGCCUACCUCCGCUUUCGAGCCUGUGUCAAGUCGAUCAUCAAGAGAUAUCGUUCCCUCAACAGUACCCCGCGCGCCAUGGCUGGUCUGCUACACGAUCGAUUCAACAAAAUCCGCGUUCGCGACAUCACUGGGGCCAUCGAUAUCUUCUGCGAUGGCACCAUAACCAGUCUGUCGACGGGUGCAAUGUACGUGGGCUGCGUAAUUGGGGGCGGUGCGCAAGGGGCGGAGAUGAUCUUUCAUGCUAACGCCCGUGAUCGUCCGUACUAUGAAGACGGGCUCUUUCGCAUCGCGUUGUAUCAGUGACGGUGAGGCUCCGGUGUGCAUGAACAUCUGUAUAGUAUGAUGUCUCGCAGAACGAAUUUGUAUUGUGGCUAGCUCGACUCUACAGGUGGGAACAAUGCUUGGUCGCGGUGGGUCGGCACCUAUCUGGGGAUAUUCGUCGCCGACCUCCUACCCGCCGACGGCAUCGUCGUAUCGGUGAAAACCAACAAGAUCGAGGCCGAUGAUAGCGCCAUGGUCCUCUCAGACGCUGCAGUGGCCAUCCA
Fomitopsis serialis is the source of this 1186-nucleotide messenger RNA. RefSeq lists its product as uncharacterized. The coding region runs from base 129 to 944 and encodes 271 amino acids. The transcript is spliced from 4 exons. Lineage: Eukaryota; Fungi; Basidiomycota; Agaricomycetes; Polyporales; Fomitopsidaceae. The record is from RefSeq and is a predicted model, not a curated record.